UUGCUUCCUCUAAUUCCUCUCGUCACGUUCUCCAUUUUUGGGGUUGAUUCCUCUACGCUCACCAAGAUCUCCAAUUGCCUACCUCUUUCUCUCUUUCAAGAUUCUUUAAUGGUAAAAGCAUAUAAACAAGAGCAUGUCUACAAGCAUCCAUGGGAGCGGGUGAGUGCUGCCUCAUGGAGGAAGUUCGCAGACCCUGAAAACAAACGCAUCCUUUCUCAUAUCCUCGAAGUCGACACCUUGAACCGCAGACUCGACACUGACACCGGGAAGCUCCACACCACACGUGCUCUCACCAUUCACGCUCCCGGUCCAUGGUUCCUUCACAGGAUCAUAGGCCAAGACAUCUGUCACUGUGUUGAGUCAACAGUUGUCGAUGGCAAAUCACGUUCUAUGCAGCUUACGACAAAGAACAUUACUCUCAAAAAGUUCAUUGAAGUGGAGGAGAGGAUAAGAUACGAUCCUCAUCCAGAAAAUCCAUCGGCCUGGACGGUUUGUAGCCAGGAGACAAGCAUUCGGAUCAAGCCAUUGUCGGCUCUGGCCUCAAUGGCUGAGAAAGUUGAGCAGAAGUGCGCCGAGAAGUUCAUGCAAAACAGCAUGAAAGGGCGAGAGGUUAUGGAGAGGAUUUGUAGGUAUAUGGAAGCAGAGUCCGCUCCUGUCUAAAGAUCCAAACUUUUAAAGAUUCCAGUAUCUUGGCUUUGGGUUUUGUAGUAAUUCAAGAGGACUUCUAUUGGUAGUAAUAAAAUCUAUAAGACAGUUAUGAUCAGACUGCUGUUUUUUUUUUCUUUUAUCAGCUACUUCUCUUGUUUGUUUUA
Molecule: messenger RNA, 812 nt
Organism: Brassica oleracea var. oleracea
Lineage: Eukaryota; Viridiplantae; Streptophyta; Magnoliopsida; Brassicales; Brassicaceae
Product: protein slowmo homolog
Exons: 3
Coding region: 109-660 (183 amino acids)
Biological process (GO): phospholipid transport
Cellular component (GO): mitochondrial intermembrane space
Molecular function (GO): phosphatidic acid transfer activity
Source: RefSeq, a predicted model, not a curated record